GAGCUCACCCUUGGAGGGUGGGUGUCCCAGGUCCCCCGAGAGGGCGGGUGCCCGAGCCCUGCCCCGGAAGGGCCAGGCCGGAGCUCACCCCAGGAGGGCUCGCCUCACCAGGACGGUGCCCAAGCUGACCCCUGCGAAGGCAGCCUCCUGUUCGGAUCCCUACGGGGUCUCCCAGCAACGCCUGCCCAGGAUGCGGGAAGUCAGGGCCUCCAGGGGCCAGGGCCGGUCCCCCAGCGGGAUUGGCACUCGGGACCCGUCCUGGGUCAUGCUGCUCAUGUACGUGCUGGCAGCCCUGGAGCUCGCCUGCCUCUUCAUGCAGUUCUCCAUCAUGCCAUACCUGUCCCGGAGGCUGGGCCUGGACUCUGUCGCCUUCGGCUACCAGCAGACCAUCUUUGGCGUGCUUCAGCUGUUGGGCGGGCCCGUGUUUGGCAGGUUCGCAGACCAGCGCGGGGCGCGGGCAGCGUUCACGCUCUCCUUCCUGGCAUCCUCAGUGCUCUACCUGCUCCUGGCGGCCGCCUGCAGCCCGGCCCUGCCUGGCGUGGCCUUACUCUUUGCCUCGCGCCUGCCCGGCGCCCUCAUGCACACGCUGCCAGCCGCCCAGAUGGUCAUCACGGACCUGUCUGCGCCUGAGGAGCGGCCCGCGGCCCUGGGCCGGUUGGGUCUGUGCUUCGGCGUUGGCGUCAUCUUCGGCUCCCUGCUCGGCGGGACCCUGAGCAGCACGUGCGGGAUUCAGUGUCCAGUCAUCGUGGCUCUUGUGGUCAACCUCCUGGGAGCCAUUCUCAGCUUCACCUGCAUCCCCACCAGCACCAAAGGGGCCAGCGCCCAUGCCCAGGCUGCCCUGCCAGGGAAACCCAAGGCCAGCCUGUUUGACCUGAAGGCCAUCACCUGCCUGCUGCUGCAGCCGGGCGUCCUGCCGGUGUUUCUGGUCAAGGUCAUCUGCGGCUUCCCCUCAGGGCUCUUCAUGGUCAUGUUCUCCCUCAUCUCCAUGGACUUCUUUCAGCUGGAGGCCGCCCAGGCCAGCUACCUCAUGUCCUUCUUCGGGGUCCUGCAGAUGGUCUUCCAGGGCCUGGUCAUCGCGUGGCUGAGCGGCCACUUCUCUGAGGGAGCCCUGCUCCGGGCCAGCGUGCUGGUCUUCAGCGUGGUGGGACUGGCCAUGGCGCUGAUGGCCAAUGUCUUCCACUUCUGCCUCCUCAUGCCCGGCCUGGUCUUCAGCCUGUGUGCCCUCAACGUGGUCACCGACAGCAUGCUGACCAAGGCCGUCUCGGCCUCAGACACGGGAACCAUGCUGGGCCUCUGCGCCUCUGUGCAGCCGCUGACCCGAACCCUGGGGCCCACCCUGGGAGGCCUCCUGUACCGCAGCUUCGGAGUCCCCGUUUUCGGCCACGUGCAGUUCGCCGUCAACUUCCUUGUCCUCCUGGUCCUCUGGAGGCAGCCUAUACCCCCAAAGAUGGACAAAGCCUGGUGACCGUGGCCCCCAGGCACAGACUGGCAAUAAACUCCCUUAG
Messenger RNA from Balaenoptera musculus (blue whale), 1505 nucleotides. It is a transcript of the gene SLC67A1, whose product is annotated as solute carrier family 22 member 18. The transcript has 11 exons. NCBI's taxonomy places the organism in Eukaryota, Metazoa, Chordata, Mammalia, Artiodactyla, Balaenopteridae. The coding region runs from base 191 to 1465 and encodes 424 amino acids. Gene Ontology annotation, molecular function: transmembrane transporter activity. Gene Ontology annotation, biological process: transmembrane transport. The record is from RefSeq and is a predicted model, not a curated record.